GGGCAGGUCCGGGCAGGUCCGGGCGCGAGUCGCAGGGACGUGCCCCAGGUAAGGGCCCGCGGCGGACUGCCCCACGGCGGUGGCUCGCGGCCAGCCGUCGGGCCGCGCCGCGCCGGUAUAUUUAGUCGCGCUGUCCGAGGCCGUCAGUUGCGCGCCAUGGACUUCCUCGCCAGGCUGCUGCACAAGAGGCCCGCCGAGCCGCCCCAGAGUGGGGGUGGCUCGCCUGUCACACCAGUCACAGGUCCUGUGCCUACAGCGACAGCCACUGCUAUUGUCGCACCCUUCAGCAUCUCUAGCCGUGAAACUCACGAGGCUAAUGUAGAGUUCACUCGCGACCUGGUAGUUCAGCUCGUAGAGAACUUGCCCACCAAGAGUGUGAAGGUUGAACCUCCAGUGGUCCAGAUCAUCGGCGAACCUCACAUUAAAGGUAGUCACUCACCUUGCAAGUCCUUGAGCAUCUCGGAGAACAGCUUUACGAGUGUGAACAGCAGUAAUGCUCCACAACGCAGUGAUCUGCAUGGUGAAGACACAGACAAGAAGCAGACUGAUACAGAUACAGACACAGCAGAGUAUGAAAGUGCUGGUGACUCCACCGUCCCCCCUUCACCUCUGGGAAGUUUAGCUGGAGACUACUGUUCUCAAGAUAAGCCUGCUACUGGUGGUGAUGUGGCUCCUGUGGCGGAGAAGGGAUCUCCUUGUGCUCAACUAAAACAAACAGCUGUGAAAGUAGAUGAAGGCAGACCAAAUUCAGCUCAUGAUUUGCCCCAAGUUCAGAAUGAUUUGAACAUCAGCGGGCUAUGCUCAGCUCUUGAAGGUUUUCAUUUACAGUCCCCCAUCAGUGGCACAGCUAAUAGUACUUCAGACUCAAUUUGUGAUACUAGUCAAAGUUUCAGCGAGUUUCAGUCAACUCCUGUGAGUAAAGAAAAACUUCCUGUCCCUUCUAAAACUUCCAAUUUAGCAGUACACGUUGAAGGUGGUCAAGAAAAUAGUGACCAGCCAGUCCCACGUGUUUCUGUUUUUGAAGAACCAACAAGCAAUGUAUGUUCACUCGUAAGUUCGCUGUCUGAGAAUUUACCCUGUGAGCAAGGUAAUUCAACACCCCCAAUUGGAAAGUGCGAUGCAGAAACUAAAGUAACUGUUGUUGAAACAGAAUUUUUUAGUGAGGUUCCGAAUAAAACUUCAACACCCACAGAUGAUUGUGUUUCUACAACUGAAAAAGAAACGGAUUAUGAAAAAGAUUCUAUAAAUACUGUACUUGAACCUCUUAUAGUUUCAUCAGGAGAAAAAGUUUGUACAGAGUUUGGCAAGACAGAACAUACAGCUGAUAUAUCAUCAGUAGUUGAACCAGAAUGUGUGAAUGGAGAAAGACAUGAACAGUUUUCAGUUAACUCUGUUUCACACUCAGCGGUUGCUAAAUCACUGCAAGAGACAUUCGAGCUUCUACCGGAAGUUCCAUCCUGUGAUGAAGCUGAAGUCCCAGCAGAGCCGGUGAACCAGACAUUUGAGAUUUUGCUGGAUGGUGAACCAAAAGUCCAGUCCCAAGUUCAAUCGUUGAAUACGACUUUUGAUCUUUUGCCUACUGAAGUUUCAGCAGAACCUUUGAACACUACAUUUGAACUUGCACCCAGUGUGCCACUUGACAGCAAGUUGCAAGAAACACCACAGUUGCUAAACAAAACAUUUGAAUGUCAACCUGAUGAGCCUGCCGUCUGUAAAUCUGAGGUAGAAACUUUGAACACAACAUUUGAACUUUCAACAUGCUUGUUACCAGAAAAUAGGCCUCAAGAAACAUUUGAACCAUUUGUUAAUGAUAUUGCUGUCUGUAAAGCUGAAAGUGUAGCAGAACCUUUGAAUAAGACAUUUGAACUUUUGCCUGAUUUACAAUCUUGCAAUUCACAAGUUUCAUCACAGGCAUUGAAAGAAAUUAAUGGAGAUUCUACAGACAGGAAGGAAUUUGCACCACAGCUAUUAAAUCAAACAUUUGAGCUUGAAGAUGAAUCAAUUGAAAGAAGUAAGUUUGCACAUCCCGAGACUAAUAAUUCCAUUUGUGUUUUAAAUAGGAUUGAUUUAAAUGGUAAUGCCCAAUUAGAAUCCAUUCAGGUUUUUGAAGGUGAAGUGAUUGGUGGAAAAUUAGUUUCGACACCACCUGCAAAAUUUGUCAGUUUGUCAGAUGUAGGAUCUAAAUCCAGGAAAAAUGUUGUAAACUCUCUGAAACUCUCUGACGAUUGUUUGCAGCAAGUUCCAUAUGGUAGUAAACUUGAAAAUCUAGAUCUUUGUGAGCAGAGUCACUGGCCUUCCAGUUCUGUAACUAGAUGUGAUGAGCAUUCUUUGUUAGCGCAUUGUGAAUCACGAGACGCGUCAAAGCUUAUUGAACUUUACAAAAUUUGUGAUGAACAACAGAAAGCUUUAGAGCAAGAAGAUGAAGAAUUUGUGAACGCAGAGGCUUUUUUUGCCAAUGAACGUGACAUUUUGAAAUCAUCUGAAGCAUCUCUUUGCUCGAGUGUCAGCGAAGCAGAGUUGCCUAAAGUGAAACCUAACACUGCAGAUGAUAACAAAGAAGUUGGUUUUGAGCAAAUCUCUGUAGAAGCCAAGAGGUUGUCUCAGCAGUUUGCGAGGAGUGCUUCUGAAGUUAUACCUAGUGCGUAUGCAGGUGACACUUUGAACGUGGUAGACUUGGCAGAAAUGGAGAACUCCAGCCGUGUGGAAUGUACGAACAAGUCUGCGGUGGGCUGUUCCCCAGCAUCCAACAGGCAGUCUCCACGGUCUAUGCAUGGCAGCCGUGGGAGCAGUCCUGCCAAGAGGCCGGUGGGUGGCGAUGGGACACCUAAAAACAAGCAUAAGACUGUUUCAAACAACCCCAACGAUCAGGACUACUCUGACGUUGAAGAUCCCUUCAAGCCGAGGUCCAGGAUCCAUAACUCCCCACAAAGAAAUCAAUCCAUUGGCGAGGUGUCAGUGUUGUCUCAAGAGGUUUGCAAGAAGGAGAUUGAGGGGAGUUCUCUUCAGAACUCAACCAACAAUUGCCAUAAUCUUAGCGAAGCUGGACCAGAAAUAGCUGAAGUUUCAGGUUCAGAAGUUUUCAAGGAUCCUUCUGCAUUUGAUUUCCUGUCAUCGCUGGGCUCUCAGCAGCACUCUGACCGCAACGCUCGCUUGGAGUCCUUGUAUGUCAAGUUUGAUCCCCUGGUGGGGUCAGCGGCAACCACGAACAGUGAGGUCGUCCUGCCAGCAGGAGUCGUCAACGGCUCCCGCACAGCAGAGGAGUACAGUUCCAGGCUGGGCGACAGUACCGGGAACCUCUUGGACCUGGAAGGCGGCGACACGCCGGCGCCCGGGGAAGAGUCUCCGCUCCAGACCCCAGGGAGGCUUGCGGCAGGAGACGACACCUCGACCGGGAUACGAGUGACCCCGUCGCCGGCGUCCCUGCUCAUCGACAAGCUGAUAUCCCUGAGCCCGUCCCCCGCCAAGGUCUCGCCCAGGCCCUCGCCCCCGCGGCAGCAGGCCCCGUCCCCCAGGAGGGCCGUGGAUGCCAGCCCGGCCCAGCAGAGCCCGGCUGGAAGGAAGGCGCACCCCUCUCCGGCCGCGAAGCCUGGCCUGUCGCAGAUGGAGCAGGAGGCGAUGCUGCAGGAACUGUUCAGACUGAAGGAGCUCCUGAACGAGCAGGACAAGGCUCAUGCGGUGGAAGCGGCCAGGAAGGAUCGCGAGAUGGCGGGAUUGCAAAGCAGGCUCACGGAAGCUGAAGAAAAGUGUAACAAGGCAAAUAGGCAAGUAGCUGAGAAGGUGAAGACUGCUAAGGACAUGAGCGUGAUUCUGGAUGAAUACGAGAAGACCAUCUCGCGGUUGAUUGCGGACAAGGAACAGGAGCAGCGAGCUCACGAACUGCAGGUGUCCGCCAUUGCCAAGGAGAGAGACGUUCACAAGGGCCACCUGGACACCAUAGAGAUAGCAUUUUCCGACCUUCACAAGAAGUAUGAGAGGAGUAAAGAAAUUAUAGAAGGUUUGAGGAAGAAUGAAGAAGUGUUGAGGGCGAGCUUAGCAGAGUACGAGAACUCAAUUCGGUCGAAGGUGCAGCAGUAUGAAGCGCUGAAGAAACAUGCAGUGAGCCAGCUUGAGGACGCCAACCAGGAGCUGGACGCGGUGCGCCGCGCUCACGCCGCAGAGUCGGCCAAGCUGCACGCCAUGCUGAAGAAGGCGGAGCUGAAGGUCAGCUCGCUGGAGGAGAUGCUGGAGCAGAAGAUCAAGGAGAACCACGAGCUGACCCACAUCUGCGACGAGCUCAUCAACAAGGUCGGCGCGGGCAACUAGGGGAUCCGUCCCUCGUCUGUACUUAACCCCCGGUCUUCUUCGUUUGUGUUACAUGUCGGGUGUUCCUUGUGCUGGAAACUAUUAAUUGCGUUAAAAUUAUUUUUUAUAUCUGUUCGUGUGAGGUAAAUAAAAGGUUUGCAGAAAUAUUUACUAUUUUUACCAUCUUAUAGGUUAGUUUUUUUUUCUUUUUCAAAAUCUACAAAAAAAAAGGGUUAUAUAUUUUUUUUUUUACCCCAACCCGUAUAUAAAAGUACAGAUAUCAUUAGUUUGAACUCUGUUAUUACAGAAUAAUCUUUUUUUUUUAAAUCUCUUUAAAAAAUAAUUUCUUCCCUCUGUUUUUUUUUUCACUGAUCUGUACAACAUAUUAGUUUCAUUGAUUGGCAUGUUAACAUUGUAGUGUUGCUGGCCACAGCAUGUAGUAUCAAACUCCUUUUAGUUUUAUUACAGUGUAUCAGAGGCAGGAUUUUAAAAAGUCACCACAAUAAUCAUGCAUAAAUAUUUUUAACUCUGUGGCUUCUUAGCAAUUUCUUUGGAUUUUGCGGUGAUUAUAUGUUCUGUUUCCAACAGAUGGUUGGCUAAUAUGUAGUUCACUCGGUUGAUGACAGGUAGCGUGUGUGUGCCAAGCAUUUGUGCUGUUAGGCUGCGAGCCAGCAAGCAAGCCAUCCUGCAAUAUCUAUAUUUAAUUGCAUAUGCAGGUGCCCUGUGUUAACUGAUACCACAACUACCGCUGCUGCAAGAAACCAUUGUGCCCUGCGCUUUAUGAUCUUCCACAGAUUUAGCAAUUAUAAUGUCUGCAAAACCACGCAUUGUGAGCUAAUUUCUGGUCAUGAUAUACCAUGUUUUAUCGCAUAAUCGUUGCACUGUUGGUUUAGCGUGUCAAAAAUUUUGGGGGAAGGAAUUCUUUCAUAAAAGUUGUGAUAUUUUCACUAUUUGAUUCAGAGUCCUUUGUCUAGGUAGUAAACAUGACCUUACUAAAGAUUACGGGGAAAAUCACCAUGCAAAAGCAGUCAGUUUUAAAGUUUGCUAUCAGGCAGUGUGGUAGUUAUAAUGGGAAAAAACAGUAAUUUCAAUUAACAGUAAAACUUAUUUUAGAUUUACCAGCACAAUAAAAUUUCCUAUCCAAUACGGUCAAAUGUUUCUGUCGUACCAUUAUUUUCUUAAGAUGUAACUUUUUUCCCCAUGUAAGAUGUUGCCUAUUAACUUCUUUUCCCGUAUAAAACUAUGCAUUUUAAAGUUAAAAUCCAUUAUUGGUUAGGAUAUUACCGCUUACCUAUUUAAUUAACAAAUACGAAAUUGUUCGAUGUGUAAAUUUUCUUUUAAAGAUGUUUUCAAACAUUAUAACCUUUAUCUGUUUGUAGCCAGCGCUAUUUGGCAUCAUUCUGUUUGGUUACAUUGAUGCUCAUAUAGUGUGUGGCUAAUGUGGAUAUUGAUAGCUCGCCGAUUGCAUCCAAUGCACGCGCUCUGUCUCGUGCAGAGUAAAUUACAUUUGAUAGCUGCACUCUUUCGUGGCUAGUGUGUACUACGACGUAACCGUAUUUACCCGUGUAUGGGCCGCACAUUGUAUGGCCAAUUUUUUGUUUAAUAUGAUGUACUGCGACCCAUAUCCAAAUUUAUAUUUUGUUUAAAAAGAAAUUAACAUUGCACUGUGUGGUUGAAUAUGUGCCCAAAUAACUAUCCUGUGCUGAUUUUUAAUAAACUUAUUAAUAUUUCGUAUAAAUUUUUCAGUUAAAAUAUCUCAGCAGUGCAUGUAAAGUAUCAUGAACUGCGCUGUUAAGCUGUUUCUGCCUCCAGUAAGUGACGUUGUCUGCAGGGUGUCCACUGUUAGUACUUUCGUACUAGAUCUAGUACUAUUAUAAGUUUUUUAGUGGUCUAGUACAUUUACGCUCAGAUCCAGUACUUUUUUCUUUAAUAUAUCUAAUAAUAUUACAGUAACUCCAAUAUGUUUUAUUAUUAAGCAUAAUUAUUUUUAAAAACUAUGGAAUUUAUGUGUAUGUGUGGUGUGAUAUUUAAGUUCAAGCAUUGCAAUGCUAUAGUAACUUCCUAAAUUGUUAAUACCAUAAAAAAUUAUAAUUUAGAACUUUUUUUUUUCAAAUAUAGUACUUUUUCUCGCUUAAGUUGGUACAAAAUAUUUUUUCUUUGUGGACACCCUGGUUGUCUGCCAGCGGACUGGUUCUCGGCAAGAGGGGAAAUGUGAAAAUAAACCAGCCAGAGAUGUAAGGGGUUUGUGUGCGUGCAUGUGUGUGGCCAUGCAGCUGUGUUUAUGGCUCUCCCUCCUCCUUUCAUCACUGUAAAUGUCCGCCAUACACGAUCAUCACGUCUAUCUCGACAGGUUUUUGUAACGCGAUUGUAUUCAAACAUUGUUUUUGGCAUAAGAUUUCCCACGCUUUCUACUGCAACAUUCCAUGACAAAACUGCUGAGAAGUAUGUUUUUUUUCUAUAUGAGAGGAAUUGACCAAAAAAAAGAGCAGCACCAUCUUUUUUCGCUUGGGGAAGGAGAUGAGUAAAAAACACAAUAAAUGGGGAAGGGGAAAAUGACUAAAAAAAACUAGUAUUUUUGGGCUAUGAAGGCUGAAUAAGGGAGAGAUAAAGAGAAGAACCAGUGCCUCUACUGGAGACAUUUAUGGAGCCACUCAUAUUAGAGGGAGACCCUUACUCUGAAAAUUUAAGAUUUUUUUACCCAAAAUUUUAGAUUCAACCCAUACGCAGGGGCGACUAUUCUGCAGGUAAAUAUGGUAAUUAUGGGUACACCACGAUAGUUGGCUCACAGUUUUGGUUUUUGUAUUUUAAGAUGAAAAAAAAAUGUUUUUGUUGCAUGACUAAUUAAUUUAAAUUAUUUUAUGCCCUUUUGUACUUUGCUUUUUAAUUAAAUGUACUUUUCAUGCAAUAUGGUUUGUUUUUAUGAAUAACUUGACGUCAACAAAAAUGCUGUUCUUGCAUAAAAAUUGCACCUCUACUUUUCAAAAUUGAUUAUAGCAAAAUGUUUGAUUAUAAAAAAAAAAUCUGUAUUUUUCAGAUAAAACACUUUCCAGUUGGAAAAUUACAAUUUUAUACAUGUAUGAAACAGUUAUGUAGUGGUGGUAAAAUAAUUUUAUUAUUAUUUUAUUUAAUUAGUUCCAUAAAAUUUUUAAGGCAUAAUUUAAUUUAAUAUUUUUGGCACUAUGCAUAAGUAACUGCAGUAUUUAUUCAAAAAUUUAGUUUUGAAGUACAUUUCAUAUUUUCUUUUUGAUGCCUGUCUUGUGUGCUUAAAAUUUUAGGAUCAAAGUUUUUUUACUUGAUGUCCUUACAAUAAAUUGUGUAUUUGAACUGACUGAACAUUACAGGUAUUCUUACAUACCCAACAGAAUUUAUAGAUUGAGAACAUUGCUCAAUUAAAAUUGGUUUUGAAAAGAACUGGUACUGAGCAUUUUUCAUGAAUUUUUUGUUUUGUGUUAGAAAUGUAAUAACUUAAAAACCGAGGGAUAGCUUAUUUUUUUUAAAUAUUGUUUAACUAAUUACUAUUUAGGUACACAAAUCAGUGAUCACAUGUAACUUUGUGAUGUUUAAAGUUUGAUACAUGAUACGAGAAAUUAAUUAUGCCCUCUGCUCAUUUUAUUGUUAUUCUACUUUUCACUUUCCAACUCUAUCAUGAGUCAUUGUACAUAUUGUAAUUAUUUUGCUGUUAAAUUAACUGUACCUAUAUAGCAAACAUUGGUUGCAGACAUUUGCAAUGUCUGUCUUUUGUCCAGCACUGGUGCAGUUAAGAGCCUUAAUAAUACAUGUGAUAAUUGCAAGAUUUAUUUUCUGCCUUUGGUAGUGAAGAUUGUAGAAUUGUGUCUGCCUAAAUAUUUGUUUUGGAGUUAGUUGUACUGACAUCUGUAGUUCCUCUGGGAAUCAAUUUUACUAUAUCCAAUCUUUGCAAAAAAAUUUGUGACAAUUAAAAAAUGAACAGUUACAUGCAAUGCUAUAUUUCAGUGCUGAAAUUCAUGGAAAUGUUACAAAGUUUACAUUUUGUCUGUACAUAUAUAAAAUCAAGAGUGUAUAUUACUGCUAUGUUUUAUAAGGCUAAGCAAAUUUACCUGUUUUAGAUUACUGAUGAAAAACAUUGCAUUCAACUUUUUCGUCGUAGUUUGUUCAAUUCUGUAUAAAACUGUCAUUUAAAUAUAAUAAAGCAGAAGUUUAACUAAA
Bacillus rossius redtenbacheri is the source of this 8466-nucleotide messenger RNA. RefSeq lists its product as uncharacterized. Gene Ontology annotation, cellular component: cytoplasm. The record is from RefSeq and is a predicted model, not a curated record. Gene Ontology annotation, biological process: cerebral cortex development; cell population proliferation; mitotic spindle organization. The coding region runs from base 157 to 4302 and encodes 1381 amino acids. NCBI's taxonomy places the organism in Eukaryota, Metazoa, Arthropoda, Insecta, Phasmatodea, Bacillidae. The transcript has 11 exons.